CGGAACUCGACUGAGAAGUUUUGUAUUUUUCACUUCAGCUCCGGUUCCAACUGUCGCGUAGUCCAAAUUAGGUAGCGACAACGACUAUGUUAUAAGAAGAUAUGGGCUAACCAGAUACUCACUGGAAGGACUCUGAAAGAUGACGGCUUGCCAGUGUAUUCGCUCACCUCAAAAGAGGUCAGAAUAAGGGGCUGCCUUUCCCAGUACUCAAUCCCCCCAGUUUCUGAGGUUUGUGGCAACUCUACUUGAAAAAUAUGGCAGUUUGAAGUGAAAGAAAAUGGUUUUAAAUGAAGUUGAUACCAUGGAGCAAAAAACAGUUCAGGUUAAGAAAGAUGAAUUAGACUGGGAAUGUGCUCAUAUUACCCAAAAGGGCCUCCGCAUUAAGCAAGAGAAUUAUGAAUGGUGGACUUCAGAUACACAAAUCAACGGUUUUGAGCAAGUAGCGGUGUGCAUUAAAGGACAAGAUUCUGAACAUGCAUUGGUCGGUGUUAACGUGAAAAAUCUUGAAACUGUAAAUAGAUUGAAAGAAGGUGAAGCUUCAGAAAACCGCUCUGGUUUUGAGAAGAGUCCAGCCGUGAAACACGAGGCAGAAGCAGAUUGGGAGUCCCUUCAGCUGAGAACGUAUUCUCCACGCUGGCAUUCUGUCCAUGUGAAACCUGAAGAACUCGAGUAUGACGACAGCAUCGGCAAGGCAAGAUACAGCGGGGAAGAAGAGAAACAAGUCUCAUUAAAUGGUCCGGCGCAAAAGUGUUUACAAGAAAAUAACAGCUUCUGUCAGUCAUCUGUUACUCGGGACUCUGAAAAUGACAAUGCAGCAUCUUUGCCAAGCAGCGAUAGACAUUCAGUUGACGCAAUUCCACAGAAGUCCAAGAGAACCUACAAAGGGGAGAAGCCAUAUUGCUGCUCGGAGUGUGGGAAACAGUUCUCACUCAGAAGGAGUCUUCAGAUACAUACGAGGUUUCACACUGGAGGGAAGCUGCCUUGUUGCUCUGAAUGUGGGAAACUCUUCUCACGCCCAAGUAAUCUCUUGAUGCAUAUGAGAAUACACACUGGUGAAAAACCACACUGCUGUCCUGAAUGUGGAAAACGAUUUUCACACCCAAGCAAUCUUCAGGCGCACAUGAGAAUUCACACAGGCGAGAAGCCUCACUGCUGUCCUGAAUGUGGCAAACAAUUCUUACAUGUAGGUCAUCUUCAGACCCACAUGAGAGUUCACACAGGAGAGAAGCCUCAUUGUUGCCUUGAAUGUGGCAAGCAGUUUUCACAAAUAAGUAGUCUUCAGAAACACAUACGAAUUCACACGGGGGAAAAACCACAUGGAUGUACCGAAUGUGGUAGGCAGUUCUCACGCAUCAGCAUUCUUGAGACUCACAUGAGGAUUCACACAGGGGAAAAGCCACAUUGCUGUACCGAAUGUGGGAAGCAAUUCUCACAAAAAAGUUACGUCCGGGCACACAUGCGAUCUCACACUGGGGAAAAACCACACCGCUGUGCCGAGUGUGGCAAACAGUUUUCCUUCAUAAGCAGUCUCCAGGCGCACAUGAGAAUUCACACGGGGGAGAAGCCACAUGGCUGUCCAGAAUGUUCCAGGCAAUUCACACAAUUGGGCAGCCUGCAGAGACACAAGAAAGUUCACGCUAAAAAGGGGCAUCAUUGCUGCUCUGAAUGUGGCAAACAGUUUCACCAACUCCGCCAUCUUGAAGCUCACAUGAAAAUUCACAUUGGCAAGAAGGAGAACCGAUAUUUGUGGCAGCUCUGUUACCCAGCAGUAAAUGUGAAAAUAUGGUAUUUGUAUGGAAUACAAAUGGCCUUAAAUGAAGUGGAUGGUCUGGAGCAAAAAACGGUUCAGGUCAAGGAAGACGAUGCUGAAUGGGAGUCUUCCUGUGUUACCCAAAAGGGCCUCUGCAUAAAGCAAGAAGACUGUGAAUGGUGGACUGCGGAUACUAAAGUCAACCGUCUUGAUCAAGAAGUCGUCUACGUUAAAGGAGAGGAUUCUGAACAUGUGCCGGUCAGCUUUAACCUUGAAACUGUAAACAGUCUCAAAGAAGAUGAAGAUUCUGGAAACCCCUCUGCCUCAGAGACAAGUCCACCUGUGAAACACGAGGCAGGAGCAGAUUGUGAGUCACCUCAGAUGAGAGCGUGUCCUCCACAGUGGCGCUCUGUCCACGUGAAACCUGAAGAACCCGAGUGUGACGACAGCAGAAGGAAGGCAGGAUACAGCAGGGAAGAAGAGAGAGAAUUCUCAUCCAACAAUCAAGCAGAAAAGUGUUUACAGGAAAAUAAGAGCUUCUUCCAGUCAUCUGUUACUCAGGAUUCUCAUUGUUCUGAAAACAAGGCCACAGGAUCUCCGCUGAGCAGCAAUAGACAUUCAGGGAUCACCAUUGUUCAGACACCCAAGAGACCCUACAAAGGGGAAAAGCCAUAUCGUUGCCUGGAGUGUGGGAAACAGUUCUCACACAGCAGGAGUCUCCAGAUACAUAGAAGACUUCACACGGGAGAGAAGCUCCCUUGUUGCGCCGAAUGUGGGAAACUCUUCUCCCAUCCAAGCAGUCUUUUGACACACAUGAGAAUACACACAGGAGAGAAACAACAUUGCUGUUCUGAUUGUGGUAAGCAGUUCUUCCACACGGGCAAUCUUCUAACUCACAGGAGAAUUCACACAGGGGAGAAACCUCAUUGCUGUUCUGAAUGUGGAAAGCGAUUCACACAUCCCAGCAGUCUUCAGACACACAUGAGAAUUCAUACAGGAGAGAAGCCACAUAGCUGUCCUGAAUGUGGCAAGCAGUUCUCACAAAUCAGCAGUCUUCAGACGCACAAGAGAAUUCACACAGGAGAGAAGCCCCAUUCGUGCAGUGACUGUGGUAAACAGUUUUCACAAAUAAGCAAUCUUCAGACACACAUAAGAAUUCACACCGGGGAAAAACCACAUGGAUGUACUGAAUGUGGCAAGCAGUUUUCACGUAUUAGCAGUCUGGAGACGCAUAUAAGGAUUCACACAGGGGAGAAGCCCCAUUGCUGCACUGAAUGUGGGAAACAAUUCUCACAAAUAAGUAAUCUUCAGACACACAUGCGAACUCACACUGGGGAGAAGCCACACUGCUGUACUGAAUGUGGCAAACAGUUCUCUCGCAUAAGCAGCCUCCAGACGCACAUGAGGAUUCACACAGGUGAGAAGCCACAUGGUUGUCCAGAAUGUUCCAAACAAUUCACACAAAUAAGCAGUCUGCAGAGACAUAUGACAAUUCACACCGGGGAAAAACCACACUAUUGUUCAGAUUGUGGCAAACAGUUUUCAUGUGUGAGCAGCCUUCAGAGACACAAGAAAGUUCACACUAAAAAGAAACAGCAUUGCUGCUGUGAAUGUGGCAAACAGUUCUAUCAACUCCGCCAUCUUGAAGCACACACCAAAAUUCACUUUGGACAGAAGGAGAACUGAUAGAAGCCUUACUGAAUUA
This is a messenger RNA of Erpetoichthys calabaricus (reedfish), 3455 nucleotides long. RefSeq names its product zinc finger protein 420-like. NCBI's taxonomy places the organism in Eukaryota, Metazoa, Chordata, Cladistia, Polypteriformes, Polypteridae. Gene Ontology annotation, biological process: regulation of transcription by RNA polymerase II. The record is from RefSeq and is a predicted model, not a curated record. Bases 278 to 3436 code for a protein of 1052 amino acids. The transcript is spliced from 5 exons. Gene Ontology annotation, molecular function: RNA polymerase II cis-regulatory region sequence-specific DNA binding; DNA-binding transcription factor activity, RNA polymerase II-specific.